AUGGGUGAUAACGUUGAAGAUACCAGCUUAACAGAUGUUGUUGUGGCACAACCCGUAAUCGCCGAUCAGAAUGAGCUAAUCAUGCAGUUGAUGCAACAGAUAGCUGAGAUGCGGGUCGAGAUGCAGAGAAGGCAAGAUUUGCCCAAUCCAGCUUUUGCAUCCAAUACUCCAACAGAUGGAAGGCCUCCACUUCACUUUCCUUCUUUAAACACGGAACAGGCUCAAAACCCACCAUCUAGUCUUGCUCAUAACCCAUCAAUUAUCAACCUGACCGCUCAAAACCCCCAAUAUGCCUCCGCCUCCCAUCAGACAGCACACCCUCCCCAAAAUACCAACUUCCAAGUACCACCCCCUCCUCACAAUCCCGACCUCCAAGUACCACUUUCCCCCCAAAAUGUCAACCUCCAAACUGUUCCACCCCCUCAAAUCCAACAUAUUAACAACCAGCAAACUUCCUUCCGUCACCAAGACCAACACACCAACCCCCAAACUUUCCCCCAAAACUACCAAACCACCCCAAAUGCCCAAAGUCCCUCCAUUGCUCCACCCCUACCCCAAAAAGCAAUGUUCCAAAUCCCCGUCCCCAAUGAGCAUGACGCCAAUGGUUCUGAGCUCGACCAUUAUGAAGAACGGGAGAGAGAGUGGAGGUCAAAGGAAGAGGCCGCCAAGCUGGACAUGAAAGAAGAAAUUCGGAAAGCCAUGAAGGAAUUACAGUGUAUUCCUGAAGUCGCCGGUUUGAAUUAUGAAGACCUAUGCAUUCAUCCCAACUUGGACUUUCCGGAAGGAUUCAAGGUGCCGAAGUUCGAUGUUUUCGGAGGAACAGGGAACCCUCUGGCACAUUUGAGGGCCUACUGUGACCAACUCGUGGGAGUUGGAAGGGAUGAAGCUUUAUUGAUGCGGCUUUUUAGCCGGAGUCUUAAUGGAGAGGCUCUGGAAUGGUUCACCUCGCAUGAGACAAGACAAUGGUCCAGCUGGAAUGUUUUAGCUAAAGAUUUUAUCGAACGAUUCGCUUACAAUGUGGAGAUCGUUCUUGACCGUUAUUCCCUAGAGAAGAUGAAGCAGAAGUCAAAUGAAAGCUACAGAGAAUUCGCGUAUAGGUGGAGAAAGGAGGCAGCCAGGGUUCGACCUCCUAUGUCGGAGAAAGAAAUUGUUGAAGUGUUUGUGCGGGUUCAAGAACCCGAGUAUUAUGACAGAAUCAUGUUGCUCGUGGGAGCGAAAUUCGCCGAGAUAGUCAAGGUAGGUGAAACUAUCGAAGAUGGAUUGAGAACCGGGAAGAUUGCUCGUGUUGCUGCAUUGCCCGGAUCUUCGGCAAAUUACCAAGUUCCUCCCCAAACAUACCAAACCCCAGUUCCACUUUACCAAAAUACCCUACCGAACUGCCAAGCUCCACAGCCUAAUUACCAAACCCACUCAUAUCCCAGAUAUCAAACCCCCCGCCCAAAUGCUCCGAAUUAUCGUCAAAUGCCUCCUCCUCAACAAGGCAAUUACGAUCCCCCUCGUCCUAGAUUUGAGAAGAAGCCAGCCAGAACUUUCACUCCGCUUGUUGAAAGCCGCACAAAGUUGUUCGAGCGAUUAAACGCGGCAGGCUAUAUUUAUCCAGUGGGGCCCAAACCGGUUGACACCAGCUCAAAGUUUUAUAGACCUGAUCAAAGGUGUGCGUAUCACUCCAACAGUGUUGGGCAUGAUACCGAGGAUUGUAUCAACUUGAAGCACAAAAUCCAAGACCUGAUCGAUCAGAAAAUGGUCUCUCUCCAGACAGUCGAGCCUAAUGUCAAUAGUAAUCCUUUGCCGAAUCAUGGAGGCGUCACUAUCAAUAUGAUAGAGACAGAUGACGAUGGUGUGUAA
Solanum verrucosum is the source of this 1845-nucleotide messenger RNA. RefSeq lists its product as uncharacterized. Lineage: Eukaryota; Viridiplantae; Streptophyta; Magnoliopsida; Solanales; Solanaceae. The transcript is spliced from 2 exons. Bases 1 to 1845 code for a protein of 614 amino acids. The record is from RefSeq and is a predicted model, not a curated record.